AGUUUUUUUUACUUUGCUUCUUCCUCUUUUAAGUGUUUUUUUUCUUUUUUUGCAGCAGACGAGUGUCGCAUCAUCCUAUUUGAGGAACCGAUACCAAAUAUGGCAAUUAAGGGACAUGUGAUCAGGAGUGGUGAAGUCCUUAGUGAGGGGAGCUGUCGCACGAUGUGUUAUAUGGAGCCUAACUGUGUUUCCAUAAAUGUGCAACCUUUGCAAGGAGGAAAGUACAAAUGUGAGUUAAAUAACGCCACAGUUGAUGAAAGUAAACUGACCUUCCUUCAGGAAACGGAUGCUUACUACCUAGCUAUUGAGGUAAAUGCUUUACUUCAAGUUAAGUUUCACAAGAGAAGAAUUCAAAGACGCAUAAUGAACCGUUUCUUUCUUUAACCCUUUAACUCCUAUGAGUGACCAAAACAGAAUUUCUCUUUACCAAAGCAAUACAUUAUCAAACAGACAAGUGAUGAGAAUAAAAAAAAAAUCCGAUAGAGGAUUAUUAGUUGAUUCAAUACCAAAUUCUCAGAACUAACAUUACAGGAAUUGUAUGGCAGACAGUAAGGAGAAUUACUAAUGGAAUCUUAGGAGUGAAAGGGUUAAGAAAUCAACGAUGAAAAAUUUACCUUUUGUUGAAAAAGUAACAUGUACACCCUUUGUCAGAAACUCGUCUCUUCGAAAAGAGCAUCAAGUUGGAAUUCAGGAAAUUUAAAUGAAUUGUUAAUGAUAUAGGUGAGGUUGAGGUUCCCUCAGAAAAUAACAGAAAUUUUUUUACUUUAAAUUUCGAUCUACCAAAACUGGCAAACAAUUGAAACUACAUAUCUGAUGACUUAUAUAUUAAGGAAAGAAUGAUUCACCCCAAGAAUUAACAAGAUGCUUUCCGGUGAAACAGGCAAAAGCCCCUCCUGAUUCCUCAUAAUAAAGUUCAGGAUUAUAGUUUUGACGGUAAACUAUUACGUUUGUUAGGCCAAUAAAAUAAUUUGGCAGGAAACAAUUUAAAAAAACCAGCAUAAUCACCUAAGUUUGUAAUAUGAAGGCUUUCUAGGAAAUUCGUUUCUAAGAUUGUGUUCGAGGAGCGUUGGUGUUUACCACAUGUACACAUGCUCGGAACUUAAUCAUUUUAGACCAGCAUUUUUACUGCUUUUCCUUCUUCCAUCAAAAUCUGGCUUCACACCUUUACGUCUUGUUCAAUGUUACUCCAUAUACGUUGGAUAUAUUUGUUCUUUUGGGAGGAAACCCAGCCUUAUACAAGCCUCGUCAUACACAUUAUAAUUUAACGUAGCAUGUCAUGCUUCCUUAUAAAUUUUUAUUGUAAUAUGGCAAAUAUGAAUAAAUAGAUAAAAAAAAUUUUUGUCUUCUUUUUUCAAUCAGAGCGUCAUUUUUUCUUCUCAACAGAAUCCCUGUAGUAGCAGCCCCUGUGUGAAUAACGGAACUUGCCAAGUUGGUUUCACCAGCAAAGGGUUUCGAUGUGUUUGUGUUCCCGGAUAUGCUGGAGAAAACUGCAGUGGUAUUUUAAAAUUUGUGAUUUUGAAAAUUUAGUUGGCCCUGAUUUGUGAUCAACAUAUAUUCUCAAAAUAGAAGAAAAUUUGUUGAUGUACACAAAAAGUCACUAAGUCCUCAAAACUCAUCAAACCACGAGAAAAGUCACGUCAACCUCCAUAGUCGCUUGGAAUCAAACUGAAAACGUCAACCCUGUCAAAUUGAUUCGCCUGGCAUUUGUCAGUGUAACCAACGCGUGACUACAUAGUUAAAAGAUUAUAUUUAAUCACAAAUGCGAGGAAUUAGUUGUACUCGAUCACUUCGUCUUCCGCAGACACAGAAUUUUCAUUUGGAACGAUGAAAUGGGCUCUUUCUGAGAAUCACUCACAGGCUUAAAUUUGUUCUCACGAGACUGUGUACUAUGGCCUCUCCUACUAGUACAUAACAUAUAAUUCCUCAACCAGGGAAAUGUUUCCGUGGCAUUUUUCUGAUACCCACUUGCACUCAAAGUGGAGAGAGAAAACUUUGAGAGUUCAGAUGGCUGAGUCGAUAUCUUCCUUGUUUUUUUAAAUAAAAAAAUUCCUCAUACAACUUGGCCGACUUCUCACUCUAAUGUUUCAUUUCUUUUCAUAGUUUUAUCAAAAUCUUGCAGUGACUUAAAGAAGCUUGAUCCUAAGGCAAAAAGUGGAAUCUGUCUGAUUGAUCCAGAUGGUGAAGGAGGAUUGCUGCCUUACCACGUCACCUGUGAUAUGAGUGACAAAGGCAGAGUUGGCGUGACUGUCAUAAGUCACGACAGCGAGAGCAGGACAUUGGUGAACGAAAGUGAAGGCGAAGGAUCCUACUCUCGCGACAUACACUACAAGGAAGCAAACAUUUCUCAACUGGUGAGUCUUAUCAACGUUUCCCUGCACUGUGAACAGUUCAUAAAGUACGAGUGCAGAGGUUCUACAUUGACAGAUGGCUUUUGGGUUUCACGUGAUUCGAUAAAAAUGACAUACUGGAGUGGUGCGGCACCUGAAAGUCACAUGUGCGCAUGCGGAAUGAACGGCACAUGCGCACGAACCAGUGGGUCAAUAACAUGCUCCUGUAACUGUUGUGCGAAUGACGGUGAAUGGCGAGUAGAUAGUGGUGUCCUUACCAACAAGACACAUCUACCGGUUAAACAGCUCAGGUUUGGAGAUACAGGUGUGCAUGACAAAGGAAAGGAUUCAGAAUUUGACGAGCAGGGUUACCAUACCUUGGGCAAGUUUAAGUGUUACGGAAUAGCCUGA
Molecule: messenger RNA, 2738 nt
Organism: Pocillopora meandrina
Lineage: Eukaryota; Metazoa; Cnidaria; Anthozoa; Scleractinia; Pocilloporidae
Source: the annotation of a GenBank genome assembly